AUGGAUUCUCGCCGCCGCCGCUCUUCCGUUGGGAGCGGCGCCCAGACGGCCGACCAGGCCCUCGCCAAUCUGGGCUACAAGGCCGAAUUGCCCCGUCAUCUCUCCAUGAUGUCCAUCCUUGGCCUCUCGUUCGCCAUCAUGGCCGUUCCCUUUGGCCUCAGCACCACUCUGUACAUUACUCUCACCAAUGGCCAAUCCGUCACCAUUCUCUGGGGCUGGAUACUCGUUUCGCUCAUCUCCGUCUGCAUCGCCGCGUCUCUCGCCGAAAUCUGCGCCGUCUUUCCCACGGCCGGCGGUGUCUACUACUGGUCUGCCAUGCUGAGUUCUCGCGAGUGGGCGCCUCUGGUCAGCUUCGUGGACGGAUGGCUUACCCUCGUCGGCAACUGGACAGUGACCCUGAGCAUCAAUUUCUCCGGCGCGCAGCUGAUUCUGAGCGCCAUCUCCAUUUUCAACGAAGACUUUGUGGCAAAUACGUGGCAGACGGUUUUGUGCUUCUGGGCCGUUAUGCUGGUAUGCGCUCUGGUCAAUGCUUUCGGUUCGCGUUAUUUGGAUCUCAUCAACAAAAUCUGUAUAUACUGGACUGCUGCUAGUGUCCUAAUCAUUAUGAUCACCCUGCUCACAAUGGCCGACCACCGACGUUCUGGCGAAUUUGUCUUUGCUCACUAUGAUGCCUCGAGCAGCGGAUGGCCAACCGGCUGGUCUUUCUUCGUUGGACUCCUCCAAGCUGCCUAUACCCUUACUGGCUAUGGCAUGGUUGCCGCCAUGUGCGAAGAAGUGCAGAAUCCCGAGCGCGAAGUCCCCAAGGCCAUUGUCCUCUCGGUCGUUGCCGCUGGCUUUACCGGCGUCAUCUACCUCAUCCCGCUCCUCUUUGUCCUCCCCGACGUCCAAAUGCUUCUCACCGUCGCAAACUCUCAGCCAAUUGGCCUGCUCUUCAAGACCGUCACGGGUUCCGCAGCCGGUGGCUUUGGCCUUUUGUUCCUCAUUCUCGGUAUCCUAAUGUUUGCAGGCAUCGGUGCUCUCACUGCUGCUUCACGAUGCACAUACGCUUUUGCACGAGACGGUGCCAUUCCUGGCUAUAAGCUUUGGCGCAAGGUCAACAAAUCUUUGGACGUGCCCAUCUGGGCUCUUGUCCUAUCCACGGUAGUUGACUGCAUUCUUGGAUGCAUCUACUUUGGCUCUUCUGCCGCCUUCAACUCCUUCACCGGUGUCGCCACCAUCUGCCUUUCUACGUCAUAUGGUGUUCCUGUUCUCGUCAACCUUGUCCAGCGCCGCAAAGCUGUCCGCCACUCGCCUUACCCUCUCGGUAACAUCAUGGGCCCCAUUAUCAACAUCAUCUGCAUUGUCUGGAUCGUCUUCUCCGUCGUCAUCUUUUGCAUGCCUGUCUCGCUGCCGGUUGAUGCCACAACCAUGAACUAUGCGUCGGUGGUAUUCGCUGGGUUUGGGGCAAUUGCUAUUAUCUGGUACUUUGUGUAUGCGCGCAAGAAUUUCACCGGUCCUCCAGUUAGAGCUGCCGGAGAAGAUGGUGAGAUUACAACGGUGGGAGUGCCGGUGGGUGGCCAUGAUGGAACUGGCUCAGAUUCGCCGACAACAAAUGAAAAAGACCUCAAGUAG
Messenger RNA from Trichoderma virens Gv29-8, 1611 nucleotides. RefSeq lists its product as uncharacterized. The coding region runs from base 1 to 1611 and encodes 536 amino acids. Gene Ontology annotation, molecular function: transmembrane transporter activity. Gene Ontology annotation, biological process: transmembrane transport. NCBI's taxonomy places the organism in Eukaryota, Fungi, Ascomycota, Sordariomycetes, Hypocreales, Hypocreaceae. The transcript is spliced from 2 exons. The record is from RefSeq and is a predicted model, not a curated record. Gene Ontology annotation, cellular component: membrane.